UUCCGUGAGCACAGCAGUGGUCGAUGCCAAGAGGGUCGCGAUGGGAUUCUCGGGGGCUACGGCAGUACCUUAGGCCCAACCAAAUUGCCCCUACUGUCUUUCAGAGACAGACUCACAUUUCCUUCAGUCUUCGGCAUGGCGGAGCCUGAGUGGCUGGUGCCAGACACGGGUGCUGUGUUUACAUUCGGAAAAACUAAAUUUGCUGAAAACCACCCUAGCAAAUUCUGGUUUAAAAAUGACAUACCCAUAUGUCUUUCAUGUGGAGAUGAACAUACUGCUAUUGUAACAGGAAAUAAUAAACUUUACAUGUUUGGCAGUAACAACUGGGGUCAGUUAGGAUUAGGAUCAAAGUCAUCUAUCAGCAAACCAACAUGUAUCAAAGCUCUUAAGCCUGAAAAAGUGAAACUUGCUGCCUGUGGAAGGAACCACACCUUAGUUUCAACAGAUACAGGCAGUAUAUAUGCAGCUGGAGGAAAUAAUGAAGGACAGUUGGGGCUUGGUGAUACUGAUGACAGAGACACUUUUCAUCAAAUUGGCUUCUUUACAGCUAACAAUAGCAUUAAACAGCUCUCUGCUGGCACUAAUACAUCAGCUGCACUAACUGAGGAUGGAAAACUUUUUAUGUGGGGUGACAAUUCUGAAGGGCAGAUUGGCUUAAAAAACAAAAGUAAUGUGUGUAUACCUCAUGAAGUGACUGUCGGGAAGCCAAUUUCAUGGAUCUCCUGUGGAUAUUACCAUUCAGCUUUUGUAACAACGGACGGAGAACUAUAUACAUUUGGAGAACCUGAGAAUGGAAAAUUGGGCCUUCCCAAUCAGCUGCUGAUCAAUCACAGGUCACCCCAGCGCGUGGUGGGAAUUCCUGAGAAGGUGAUUCAAGUAGCCUGUGGUGGAGGGCACACUGUGGUUCUCACAGAAAAACUUGUGUAUGCUUUCGGCCUGGGACAGUAUGGUCAACUGGGACUUGGCACUUUUCUUUUUGAAACAUCAGAACCCAAAAUCAUUGAUCGUAUUAAGGAUCAGAAAAUAAGUUAUAUUUCCUGUGGAGAAAACCAUACAGCCAUGAUGACCGAUAUAGGGCAUAUGUAUACUUUUGGAGAUGGCCGACAUGGAAAAUUAGGACUUGGAAUGGAGAAUUUUACCAAUCAGUUUUUUCCUACUUUGUGCUCUAACUUUUUGAAAUUUACAGUUGAAUUGAUUGCCUGUGGUGGAUGUCACAUGCUAGUUUUUGCCACUCCGCGACUUACUUCAGCAGAUGACCCUGAAUAUGAAGAGGCAUAUGAGCCUUACCUAAAUAUGUGUUCUUUGGCCAUAAGUGACCUCUCCCCAGGAACUUCUUUAUCAGCACGUUUGCGUCGAAGAGAGCGGGAGAGACCCACAUGCCCUACUUCAAUGAUGGGAACACUGCCUCCAUUAGAUGGGACUUCUGCCUCCGUUUCAACUUCUCAUUUUCCCCCUAAUUCAAUCCCUUUCCGUUCAUCUGUGAAUAGUUACCAAGAGAAAAGCCUCUCGGACUCCAUGGAGCCACUUUGCUCAGAUUAUUAUGAAGAUAAAAUGAACAAAGAGACAGAGACAGACAAUUCUUCUGCAGUAGAUUCAGAAAACUUAGAUGAAACUACUGAUGUCUUAAAUAUGACACAUAUGGUGAGCCUGAGUUCCAGUGAGAAGUCAUUAAAAUUUUCACCAGUUCAAAAUUUUCAACAGAAUCAAGACACGGUUGAGAAAGUGAUGGAAAGUACAGCUUAUACUGAAAAUGAGGAUAGUUAUGAAUAUGAAGAAAUGUCAAAAAUAAAAGAAGGGACAUUAUACAAACAAUAUUUAGCAAAAGGGAUCUUCAUGGUACGAGCAACUGAGAUUAUGGAAGCAUUUUCAGAUGAGGAAGUAGAUAAUGACCUAGACCAUGUGGGGUCUGAGGUCAACACUGAUGAAGAGGGCUUACAAAAAGAGGAAAUAGAAAAGGAAAGUGAUGAAGAAAUAGUCUCUGAGAAGCAAACUGAGGCGAUGAGAAUGGCAGGUAUGAAAAAUACUUUAAAAGAGGAAGAGAACUCAAGACCAGAUUCCGAUUUUGAUGACUUACCAGAUAAAGACAUGAAUUCUGAAACUGAAGAGGCUAAAGAUAUUUUUCAGGAAAGGAAAAGCAGUGAGCAGAGUUUGAUUUUUGACAGUGAAACAGAAAUGGUAGAAGAACCAGACAGUUACAUGGAAUGUGAAAGGCACAGUCAGCAAGACAGAGCUAAGGAAUUGGAACAACCCAAGCCAAUAGAACCUAGCAGUGAAGAGAAAGAUGGCGAUGAACUGGAGCUUGAGUCUUACUUAUGGUACAGCAGGAGUUGUGCCAAGCAAGGAAGUGAGACUGAGAACAGAGCAACCAGAUUUGUUUCAAAAUAUGAUCUUAAGCAUGACCACUUGUCAGGGAUACCAGAGGAACAGGAAGGACCAGAUGAUUCAGAAGGGAGUGUAGAAGUGGAGCAAUUGGUACAGGUUCAAGAUGAAGACGUGGAAUUGGAAUCAGAAAUGGAGGGGGCAGAAGCAGAAACCCUGUCAGACAUCUUUACAGAAAAAUCGGAUGAGCAUAUUUCAGAAAUUGUGGAACCAGAACUAGGACCCAUGGAUGAACAAAUUAAUGUAUACCCAAAUAUAGAAGACAUUUUAGAAGAAGAAAGGAAGGAAAAAGAGAAUGAAAUUUUAGAAGAAGAAAGCUUACCUGAAGACGGCCUUCCUGAAUUAGAAAGCUCAGAAGCUACUGAUACUGUUGAUGACAACCCAGCUGAAAUCUUUAAAGAGGAAGAUGGUGUCACCAUGCUGCAACGGACCCUUAGUAUGUACAAUGAAAAUAUAAAAGGACACAUGUAUGAUCGUAUAAAGAGCAGUUCCUCAGAAGUUCUGGGAGGUAAUGAUCCAACAAGUAAAGAAACAAAAAAGUCUAAAAAGAUUUCCUUCUUCAGUCGGAUAUCAUUGACAGGUCCGAAAAUUACGAAGAAUACUAAUGAUCCACUCCCAGAGAUAAAGCCAAUAGGAGAUCAAAUAGCCUUACAAAGUGAUAAAAAAGAUGCCAUCCAGAAUCACAUGGGUCAAAAUCUUCGGGAAACUACAACACCAAAUAUGGAGGGAAAGUCCAAAUCCUGUACAAUACUAUAAAUGUAUGUUUAUGUUUCCCUGGUCACCAAGCACAUUCGUUUUUUUUUAUACUUGAAAAAUGUUGUGACUUCUGAAGGAAAUUUUCUGAUAACACUAUUUAAAAGUUAUAAAUUAAUAUGUUUUGAAUAAGAUGAACAGUUUUAAUAUUUAUUUAUGCUAAUAUUCUUAACAGCAGUUUCCAAAAUUCAUGUACCUCCAACUUUGCUUGAAGUGUUCUUGCCUUAACUGUUCAGUGUUGCAUAAUACAAUAUAUUUUUAUAUUUGAAAAAUGAAUGAAGAUAUUACAUAGUUUUGCUAACAGAGUUAUCAUACUUUGUAAUUUCCUAAGACAAUGUUCAUGAUCUUACAACACUGGAACAGUUUUGAAUAUAUUCACAACAUUUAAGAACAGGUAAAAUUGUAAUGAACUUAUUUUAAUAAAUUAUAUCUGGUUGGUUCUGCUAUUAAAAUGAAUAAGGUAUUUGGGUAUAUUCAUUGAUCAGUCAAUAAGGGGAAAAAUUAAUUUUGAAUAUCAAAGGAGGGAGGUGGAGAGAGCAUUUGAUUCUCUUACAGAGGACUUGAGUUUGUUUCCCAGCACCCACAUGGUGCUCACAACUGCUUAUAACUCCAGUUCCAGGGAAUCUGAUACCUCUUCUGAUCUUUGCAGGUACCAAGCAUGCACAUGUUGCACAGACAUAUAUGUAGGCAAAGGGUCUAAAAAAAUCUGAAUUCUUUUAAAUCAAAGGGCACAAAAUAUGUUUAUCCCUGUCAAAGAUGUGAAUCAUCUAGAAAAUUUGGCCCUGCCACCAAUUAAAACCUUAAGAGACCCAAAAGAAUCAGGCCUAUUCUCUUCAGCUGUCUCUAACAAUGACAUUUGCCACCUUAUGACCCAAGCACCACAAAAUGCAUAGGAGUUAUGGCAAAUCUGCUCUGAUGGGAGCUUUGCUUCCUGCUUACACUGUGUUUUCAAAAAAAAAAAAAUGAACCACAAUCACCUCUCCUAUCCUCCCUUGUAAAUGAAACAUGCCACUUGUCAGUUACAGUGAACGUUGUCCCAUUUAAACAAAGAAAACAGAAUCCCAUAUCUGUAUUUUUACCUACAGGGUAAAAAAACAAACAAAUCAGUGUUCAUUGAAAUGAAUAUGGUUUUGAAAUCUUAAAAAAAAAAAUACUUUUCUGAGUGGAUAUUACACUUAGUAGAUGUCUUAUUUUAUUAAAGGCAAAUACAAUUUGAAAACUUGGGUUAAUGAAGGUACAGUACCAGUCUGAUACUAUAAAAGUAUCUGAAGCAUACGCUCUAAGAGCUAAGGGGAAGUAAAGCUCAAAAAUGGUACUAAGACACGCUAUUUGUAGUUGAUAGAAUUCUAAGGUGAUCACUGAUAUUUGUGUUGGUGCCACAUGCCUUGAAUAAUCCCUUUCCUCUGAGUAUGGGUGAGACCAGACACUAUGAUAGAAUGUCACUGCCUUGCUUAUGUUACGUGUGUCUCUUAGGAAAUUUUGCAGAUAUAAUGAAAAUUCAUAGUCACUUUACUUAAGUUAGACUUUCAAAAGGAGCUAAUCACAGAUGGCCCUGACCUAUCAGCUGAAUCUUACCAAGAAAUCAUGAGUGGUCAAACAUAGAUGUCAAGAUCCUUGUUGGCCUGGAAAAGACCAACUGCCAUAUUUAUAUCAGAGAGCAUAGGAUAGCCUCAGGAAUCUGAGCACUUGCCAUUCUGCAAAUUUUGGGAAAUGAUUUCUACCCAGAACCAGUGAGCCUAGGAGAGGAAAACUGUCCGCAGAUUAGCGCAUAGCCUUGGCUGGCAUGCUGGGUAAAGUUUUUAGAGACCUUGAGCAGAGGACCCAGUGGAGCAAUAGUGGAACAAUGUUCACACUUCUGACCUUCAAAAAUUAUGAAAUAAUGGGUACAUGUAGGGAGUUUUUAUCUGCUAAAUUUAUGGUGAUUUUCUUUAAAUUUUUUGUAAAAAUCUCUCUGUGUCUGUGUGUGUGUGUGUGUGUGUGUGUGUGUGUGUGUGUGUGUGUGUGUGGCUAAGCCAUAGUCACAUACCAAAUUUUGUCAAUCAAGUUGUGGUCUCAAUUCUUUUCUUUCUUUCUUUCUUUCUUUCUUUCUUUCUUUCUUUCUUUCUUUCUUUCUUCUCCUACUUCUCCUACUUCUCCCUCUCUUCCUCCUGUCUUCUCUGUUUUAAGCAAUUGCAAUGUUUUGCUAAGAGAAAUUAAAUUAACAAGAAAAUCAUGUUGAAAUAAUUACGCCUUGGAUUUAUCUUGGCUAUAAUAAUCACUAAUGUGACAUUAAAUUUGAAUCGGGAAAUGAUUGUUUAAAAACUAACUAGAAAAAUUUUGAUUUACCUCAAUAAUUUCAAAAUUUUCAUUGCAUACAUUCCUAGUGAGUUCCAGGCCAGUCAGGGCUAUAUAGUGAGCCUGCCGCCAGAUCACACAUAAAGUCUCACUGACAUGACUGCCCAAAUGUGAACUGAAUAAACAUGAUACCCAUAAAUAUACAAAACUACAUGGUGAGUGAGAGAGCCCCCAAGGCCUCAGAUCUACACAAUGUACUACAGGAAAUUGAAGAAAGCUCUAAGCGUAGACGAGGUGACCUUCCCCAGGGAAGGGUACACUAAUUGGUUGAUCAGUGCCAAAUGCUCUACCCUAAAAACAUACAUACAAGUAACAUUCUGAAUACUGAGCAGGUUAUAUUUAGGAAUGUAAUGUAUAUUUGCAUACCUAUAUGCAUGUGAUAACAAUUAUUGAAAAAAAAGAGGCCAUGGAUUUGAAGGAUAUUGGGGAUUGGGUAUAUGUGAGGGUUUAGAGGGAAGAAAGGGAAGGAAGAAAUUAAUUAAAUUAUGAUCUGAAAAAUAUUUUUUUUUAAAUCCAGAAAAUAAGAUAAUGUACUAAAACAACUAUUACAUUAGAAUUCUAAAGAGAGAAAAUUUGUUUCAAAAAUGUGAAUACAUUUCACGACAAAAGGUAAGAUUUAGUUAUAUCAAGUAUACACUAAAGUGAUAAUAGAUAUUCUUGUGUUACUAACUCAGUAACUCUUAAUGAGUUAGGAUUAUCUUCCUUCCCCAGAGGACAUUUAGCAACAUCUAGAGAUACUUUUGGUUGUGGCAAGUCAGUAGAGGCAGAGGGAGGAAGUUACUCCUGCAAAACAGCCCACCCCAUACACAAUUCUCUUCAAAACAUCAAUACUGACAUUUAAAAUAACCUAUCAUCGUGAAAACAAGUUAGGUUCUCAUAGAAAGCAUUUAAAUAUUUUAUAGUAGCUUCAUUCACAAUCUCCAGACCCAGAAAACCCAACAGCCUUCUACGGUGAAUGGAAAGUAGAAUGUAGCAGGUCCAUAGAUCAAAAUACUAAACUAUAAAAAGAUAUACUCUCUUUAUAUAUACACCCAUUCAAGUGAAUCAGAGAAGUAUGGUGGGCUAAAGAAACUAGGCCCCACUGGUUAACCACUAUAUGAUUCUGUUUCUGUGGCAUUAUCCUAAAUACAAAACUAACAGUGGGAAACAAAUCAAUGCACAAACAGAUGUGACUUUAAAGAGCACUGGACAAUAUUUUGGUAAAACUGUUCUCUAUUCUGAUCUGGGUGGUUAGUGAAUGAAAAUAAAAUGUGUACAGUUCAUAAAAUUAUAAAGCUAAACUGGGCCAUUGGAUUAUAUGUUGAUUUAAAAAUCUAUAAAAGAUAUAAAUCUUAAACAACUCAGUUCAAUAAAUUAAAUCAAAUGGAUGGAAAUCAUUUAAGAGCCAUAGAACUCAAGGAAGAGACAAAAAAAUCUAUGCUUUGCUUGUUUCUUAUCCAGUAAGUCAAAUGAAGUCAUUUGGAAAUAUGUUCUUUGCAUUUACUUAUGUUGCAGCAGUGUGAAUGAGAAUUAUCAUGAGCAUCCAGAAUGCUAUAUCUCACAAGCUGAUUCCUACUAAUCAUUAACGUUAUCAUUAAUGUUAUGUCCACGUUGUUGUCCAUGAAAAACAAUUUUUGCAUUAAUGUAUGUCGUUUAAGUGCUAUUACAAAUCUGAAUUGGUUUGUAUUAUAAAAUUUAAAAUGUGAGGAUGUCAUAAUUCACCAAAGGUAAGAACAUGGCUUUGUCAUUCAGGAACUUGUCUCUCUGGUCACCAAGUAACCUUGGCAUUUUCAAUGGGCUUAAUCUAUAGGCCUGAAAGUAGCAUGUGUGCUUUUUGCCCACAGUCCAUGAGCACGUGCCCAACAUUCUGCAUGGAAAAUCAGAAAAUGGAGGCUCCUUUGUAAGUUCAGGAAGACAAGAAAAUUGUCAUAAUUUGAUAUUCUUGCUCUAUGUGCCAAUAAAAAGUGAAUUCAUGUGCUUUCACAAUAAACUGAAUA
This is a messenger RNA of Psammomys obesus (fat sand rat), 7442 nucleotides long. It is a transcript of the gene Rpgr, whose product is annotated as retinitis pigmentosa GTPase regulator. Gene Ontology annotation, biological process: protein ubiquitination; ubiquitin-dependent protein catabolic process; visual perception. Lineage: Eukaryota; Metazoa; Chordata; Mammalia; Rodentia; Muridae. The coding region runs from base 136 to 3135 and encodes 999 amino acids. Gene Ontology annotation, cellular component: photoreceptor outer segment. The record is from RefSeq and is a predicted model, not a curated record. The transcript is spliced from 18 exons. Gene Ontology annotation, molecular function: ubiquitin protein ligase activity.